AUGUAUAACGACAUGGAUUUUGACGUGGCCGUUAACGAUAUUUCCAAUCAGAUGGUUGUGAUACACGAUCCCGAGUUGGCACUGACUAUAGAAAAAUGGGUGUUGAAGUUGACUGCGGAGAACCGAGGGGCGAACGAGCUCAAGUAUCUGCAACUGUUGCAAUACAUGAUGGCCCAAGGGCGGAUUAACGGACCGUUCGUGAAGGAUCCGCCGCCGGGUCCUCUAGUGUCGUUGAGCCGGUAUGUAAAUCCUUGCAGCGGUCACGGCCGUUACAGUGGCGGACCCGAGUGCUGGCAGACGAGCAACUGCAGCAGGGGCGCUCAGACGAGAUACGAGGAAGAUGACGGCGACUACGAAUACGAGGACAUCGAAAAUCAGAUGAACAACGACGAAACGACGGUAGACCACGACGCCGUCGGAGACUCGCAGGACAACGACGGGGAACUGCAGGUGCCACGCUCGGAGGAUGUUAGCCUGAACGACGGAGGGGUGCAAGCGAAACGCGAUGGUCAUUUGGCGGGUGGUGGCGGAGGUGAGUGUCGUAGCGGUGGCGAGAAGAGUGCCCCUAAAAAAAAUCCGUUCGCCAAACUGUGCAACCCGUGCUUGGACAAUUUCGGACAGCACUUGCUAAAGAAGCGCCCGGGACCAAUGGACGCGGCUUAUAGGGAUUUGCUAGGAGACUGCGUGUUGCCCGUGUUCACGGAAGCGGAACAGAAGACCGUCGGUCCGGAACUUUUGCGGGUUUUGGAGGACGUCGACGACUCCACUACGUUACAAGAAUUUUACUUCCAGGUGUCACUGUACACGUGCGACCGGGGAGCGCUGAUGAUGAAGCUGUCGGACGGCAUGGUGGACGACUUUAGAACGUUCGUGUCGGACGUGUUCGAGAGCCGCACGGAACACAUCAGCGACGGUUUGGCGAAGGAGCAGAUGGCGCUGUGCGAGAAAUACGCGUACCUGUACGACCGAACGCUGAACCGGGCCACGGUGGCUUUAGACUUCCUGCGGGAAGCCAUGCCGGUGUUUAGCUGGCACAAGUACCAGGCGGAACCGGACGAGUAUUUGAAGCGAAUGAUAAUGCGACGGGCCGCAAUUGUGGCCGCAUCGUCCGGGGUCAUGUCCACGGCUGCGGACGGCGACGGACGUCCGGCCGCGCGUGCUACCGCUCCGGUCACCGACGACGACAUCGCCGCCGCGGCCGCUGUGGACGACGACGACGGGGCACAGCAGUCGGCCAUCAAGAAGCUGCUGUACAGGCUCAACUGGCUGCGGACCGAAGUUAGCCGGGUGGACUGCGAGGGGCAGCGGCUGUACGAACAGCACAGCGAACUGACCACCAGCCUGGCCGACUUCAACCGCCGUCUUUCCGACACUCAGUGCCGAUCGGCCGGCGACAUCGACCGUCACAAAAACGAACUCACCGUGCUCCGCCAGCGGUCGGCCGACCAGACGGCCAUCAUCGACCGGCUCAUGGAGACCAUACAGUUGACCAUGCAAGACAAACAGCCAACGUCGGCUUGUUAA
Molecule: messenger RNA, 1524 nt
Organism: Rhopalosiphum maidis (corn leaf aphid)
Lineage: Eukaryota; Metazoa; Arthropoda; Insecta; Hemiptera; Aphididae
Exons: 2
Coding region: 1-1524 (507 amino acids)
Source: RefSeq, a predicted model, not a curated record